UUGGGGGUUUGGGCGGGGGGAGGGGGAGGGUUUUUUUGGUUUUUGUUUUUGCAAAGAGAAAAGCGAAGAAAAGGAAAAAAAAAUAAACCCUAGUACACCGAGAUGGAGAAAAUGUCCCGACCGCUCUCCCUGAACCCCACGUUCAUCCCUCCCACUUACGGCGUGCUCAAGUCCCUGCUGGAGAACCCCCUGAAGCUGCCCCUGCACCCAGAAGACGCAUUUGGUAAAGAAAAAGACAAGAAGAAGCUGGAUGAUGACAACAGUAGCCCUAUGGUCCCCCAGUCUGCUUUCUUGGGGCCCACCUUGUGGGACAAAACCCUACCCUAUGACGGAGAUACUUUCCAGUUGGAAUAUAUGGACUUGGAAGAAUUCUUGUCAGAAAAUGGCAUCCCCCCCAGCCCCUCUCAGCAUGACCACAGCCCCCACCCGCCUGGGCUGCCGCCAGCAACCUCAGCCGCUCCCUCUGUCAUGGACCUCAGCAGCCGGGCCUCCACCUCAGUGCACCCCAGCAUCUCCUCUCAGAACUGCCUGCAGAGCCCCAUCAGACCAGGUCAGAUAUUAUCCACAAACCGCAACACGCCAAGUCCCAUUGACCCUGAGACCAUCCAGGUCCCCGUGGGUUAUGAACCAGACCCAGCUGACUUGGCUCUGUCCAGCAUCCCUGGCCAGGAAAUGUUUGACCCUCGAAAACGCAAGUUCUCAGAGGAGGAGCUCAAGCCACAGCCCAUGAUAAAGAAAGCUCGCAAAGUCUUCAUCCCUGAAGAUCUGAAGGAUGACAAAUACUGGGCAAGGCGUAGAAAGAACAACAUGGCUGCCAAGCGCUCCCGAGACGCCCGGAGGCUGAAGGAGAAUCAGAUUGCCAUCCGGGCAUCAUUCCUGGAGAAAGAGAACUCGGCCCUCCGCCAGGAGGUGGCUGACUUGCGGAAGGAGUUGGGUAAAUGCAAGAACAUACUUGCCAAGUAUGAGGCCAGGCACGGCCCCCUGUAG
Molecule: messenger RNA, 987 nt
Organism: Gracilinanus agilis (Agile Gracile Mouse Opossum)
Lineage: Eukaryota; Metazoa; Chordata; Mammalia; Didelphimorphia; Didelphidae
Gene: HLF
Product: HLF transcription factor, PAR bZIP family member
Exons: 4
Coding region: 103-987 (294 amino acids)
Biological process (GO): regulation of transcription by RNA polymerase II
Cellular component (GO): nucleus
Molecular function (GO): RNA polymerase II cis-regulatory region sequence-specific DNA binding; DNA-binding transcription factor activity, RNA polymerase II-specific
Source: RefSeq, a predicted model, not a curated record